Camelina sativa (false flax) is the source of this 519-nucleotide messenger RNA. The record is from RefSeq and is a predicted model, not a curated record. NCBI's taxonomy places the organism in Eukaryota, Viridiplantae, Streptophyta, Magnoliopsida, Brassicales, Brassicaceae.
AUGGAUACAAGCACAAGAGACUGCAACAACUACCACGAGAUAGCAACAACCUCGAUAGGUUGGAUAAAAUGCAAUUAUAAUGGCUCUUACAAUACGGUUACAAGACAAUCAAAGGCAGGAUGGAUUUUGAAGAAUGAAAGAGGAGUAUUCAUUGAUGCAGGACAAGCUAUUGGAAUUAUGACUACAUCUCCUUUAGAUAGUGAACUACAAGCUCUCCUCAUCGCAAUGCAACACAGUUGGUGUAAAGGUUUCCGGAAAAUAAUUUUUGAAGGAGAUUGCAAAAGCAUUUCAGAGAUUCUCAAUGGCAAAACUCUUAACUUCGGGUGCUACAACUGGAUAAAGGAAAUCAACUAUUGGAAAACCAGAUUUGAAGAAGUUGACUUCACUUGGACACCAAGACAAAACAACCGACCAGCUGAUUUAUUAGCAAAAUUUUUUUUACCAGAUAAUAGUUCUUAUAAUGUCUAUUCAUGUAUUCUUACUUUUCUUCUGCAUGAUCUAAGAUGUAAUAACUACUAA